Pisolithus orientalis is the source of this 1251-nucleotide messenger RNA. RefSeq lists its product as uncharacterized. Bases 1 to 1251 code for a protein of 416 amino acids. The transcript is spliced from 13 exons. The record is from RefSeq and is a predicted model, not a curated record. NCBI's taxonomy places the organism in Eukaryota, Fungi, Basidiomycota, Agaricomycetes, Boletales, Pisolithaceae.
AUGGACAGCCCGGCACCUAAGCCCGAUGGAGUGGGACUUAUGAACACCCCCGAUCAUUACAUGUACGAAAGACGCUCGGUUAUUGCCACCGCAAAAAUUUGUAUGAUCACGCAUGUCUGGAACAACCAUGUUUGGGCUCGCCGGACCAUGGACAACAUGGCGAACACAGGUGGAACAGCACUCGCCAAUCUGGGACAACCCUUGCUGGACUCAUUAGAUCCUGGUUCGGAGAGUUCUACUCCUCAACUUACACCAAAAGGAUCAUCGGGUGUCCGCCAUACACGGCGAGCCAAGCCCUUGGAAAGUUGUGCAGUCAGCUACCAGCAUAGGAGCUUUGACGUACAAGACCAGAUUGGGCACCCUCGCAUGGGCACCCUCCACGCCUUGCUGACAACUACCAUAUUUUGUAUUACACCAGAAGUUCUGGGGCUUUCAGAUCUUCAGAUUUGGAGGGCCAAAUGCCACGGACAUCCGAUGAUCCUUGUUGUUCCAGCAACGGUGUCCCAGAUUGUGUUGGCCUACUUGUCCAUGGCCCGACGAGCCCAAACGUGGUUGUUCGACAUGUGUGAUCAUGCAAAUUUUGCGGUGGCAAUAACCGAGCGCCUUUCGUACGGGGCCACCUUGUACCACUUUGCACUAGCUAGGAGGGCAGAUAAAAUAGAUAAACGUAGGCAGGACGUGAACACAGUUCGUCGGCACCCUCCCCAGUCAUCCCGCCCAAUCCACGAGGCCGUGAUGCCCCACAGGGCCCGCUCGAACGCUCGACCCCCUCCUCCGCCCCUCCCACCUGGUGGCGGGAUUGCUCCUUCGGGAAAUUCCCACGGCAUCGCCACCUGCAAAUUCAUUAGCAUCGAAACGAGUCCCGAGGAAUGGGCGAGGAAACUGGACUCAGAACUGUUGGCGCCACAGUCACGUCGUCGACGUUGGGAGACGGGUAGCGUCGGGAAGGACUGUCGGGACGCGUACCGACGAGCGAUAGCUGAAGUGGAGACAGAAGCAGACAUGGGUGCAGAAGUGGAAGGCGGAGGAACAGAAUUAAUGACGGCGGAUAAUCCCGUCCCUGCUGCCCCAGAGGAUAGUGGAGAACCCGUCAUUCAAUCACCUCGGCCUGAACCCAUGAAUGUAUCGUACUUCAUGUAUCUGCUACAUAUUUUUUUCCCGGGAGCUUUGGUGAGGAUGGCGAACCUCGCAUUGCAAGAGUCUAUUGGUCCCAUGCAUGUUUUGUGUCUGUGCCCGGAUCCGUGGCAGUAA